GCGCAAGGUACUCCUCAAGUUUUCUUGGCGCAUUCGAACCAAAUAGCAUAACUGAAUACUGAAUACUACAAGUUGCAGUCCAAGCGUAGCCUGUAGGCAGAGCAAGCGCAAGAAACUUAACUGAAUCUUAAUCACAAACAAAAUCUACAACUAUAUAUGUGUUGACUUGAAAGUCCUAAGACAUUUUAAAGACCCAAAAGUAAAAGUGCUUAACAAAUAAAUACAAAAUAUAAAUAAAAGCCAGCAGCAAAAGAAACCAAAAUGUGCGCCGCGUUGCGUCGUAAUUUGUUGCUGCGUAGCCUUUGGGCCGCCAUUGUGCUCAUUGGCACCGUGCAGGCCGCCUCGCCGCGCUGGGAGCCACAGAUCGCCGUUCUAUGUGAGGCUGGGCAAACCUAUCAGCCGCAAUAUCUGUCGGAGGAGGGACGCUGGGUAACGGACCUGGCCAAGAAGACAUCGGGCGCCACAUGUUUGCGUGAUAAAAUGGAUUUGCUUGAUUACUGCAAGAAGGCCUAUCCGAAUCGAGACAUUACCAACAUUGUGGAAUCAUCGCAUUAUCAGAAAAUUGGCGGCUGGUGUCGCCAGGGCGCAUUGAACGCAGCCAAAUGCAAGGGCGCUCAUCGCUGGAUCAAGCCGUUCCGCUGCCUGGAAGGACCAUUCCAAUCGGACGCACUGCUGGUGCCCGAGGGCUGUCUCUUUGAUCAUAUUCACAACGCCUCGCGUUGCUGGCCAUUCGUGCGAUGGAAUCAAACGGGCGCCGCCGCUUGCCAGGAGCGCGGCAUGCAGAUGCGCAGCUUCGCCAUGUUGCUGCCCUGCGGCAUUUCGCUGUUCUCGGGCGUUGAGUUUGUCUGCUGCCCCAAGCACUUCAAGACCGAUGAGAUACGCGUGAAGAAAACCGAUUUGCCAGUUAUGCCGCCAGCGCAGCUGAACAGCGCGGCCAACGAUGAGCUGAAUGUGAAUGUCAAUGAGGAGGAUGACGAAAGCAAUGAGAGCAACUACUCGAAGGACGCCGAUGCCAAUGAGGAUGAGCUGGACGAUGAGGACGACCUAAUGGGCGACGAUGAGGAGGAUGAAAUGGUAGCCGACGAGUCUGCAACUGCAACUGGCAAUGGCAAUGGCAAUGGCGCGGCAGGCAAUGGCGACGCCAGCAGCGGCUCGCUGGACGACAUCAAUGCUGAGUACGAGAGCGCCGAAGAGGGCGACAACUAUGAGGAGGACGGUGCUGGGUCGGACAGCGAUGUUGCUGGCAUUGCCGACUCCUGGGAUCAGAAUGGCAGCUCCAGUGGCGUCAAGCCACCAACUGGGCAACUUAAAGCCGCCGGCAUGAGCUCCUCACCCGCCAGUCCAACUGAUCAGGCCGCCAAGCCCGUUGCACCCAAGCCCGAGCUGGCAACCAGCACGCCACAAUUGUCUGCAGCUGCUGCUGCUGCUGCUGCCGCCGCUGCUGCCGCUGCCGCCGCCGCUGCUGCAGUUGCACCGCCCUCGUCGACCGCACAGCCCACUUCGGAUCCCUACUUCACACACUUUGAUCCCCACUACGAGCAUCAGAGCUACAAAGUAAGUCAGAAAGAAGCCCAACAGCGCCUUGAGGAAUCGCAUCGCGAGAAGGUGACGCGCAUCAUGAAGGACUGGUCCGACUUGGAGGAGAAGUAUCAGGACAUGCGUUUGGCCGAUCCCAAGGCAGCGCAAAGUUUCAAGCAACGCAUGACGGCUCGCUUCCAGACUUAUGUUCAGGCACUCGAGGAGGAAGGCAAUGCCGAGAAGCACCAACUGGCUGCGAUGCAUCAGCAGCGCGUGCUGGCCCACAUCAACCAGCGCAAGCGAGAGGCCAUGACCUGCUACACUCAGGCGCUAACCGAGCAGCCACCGAACGCCCAUCAUGUGGAGAAGUGUCUGCAGAAGUUGCUGCGUGCGCUGCACAAGGAUCGCGCCCAUGCUCUGGCUCAUUAUCGCCAUCUGUUGAACUCUGGCGGACCGGGUGGCUUGGAGGCGGCCGCUUCGGAGCGUCCACGCACGCUGGAGCGUUUAAUUGACAUCGAUCGUGCUGUUAACCAGUCGAUGACCAUGCUCAAGCGCUAUCCGGAGCUGUCGGCUAAGAUUGCGCAACUGAUGAACGAUUAUAUAUUGGCACUGCGCAGCAAGGACGACAUUCCCGGCUCUUCGCUGGGCAUGAGCGAGGAGGCCGAGGCUGGCAUUUUGGACAAGUAUCGCAUUGAGAUUGAGCGCAAGGUGGCCGAGAAGGAGCGUCUACGUUUGGCCGAGAAGCAGCGCAAGGAGCAGCGUGCCGCCGAGCGUGAAAAGUUGCGCGAGGAGAAGUUGCGCCUGGAGGCCAAGAAGGUGGACGAUAUGCUUAAGUCGCAGGCGGCCGAGCAGCAGCAGCAGCAGCAGCAGCAGCAGCAACAACAACAGUCGGAGUCUCAACCCCAGCAGCAAAUCCAGCAACAGCAGCAGCCGCAGCAGCAGGACAAGGGCAAGGAGCAGAGCAUGGAGUUGGGCGCUGGUCUGGUAACCGCAGCCAAUCUGAACUUUGACACUACCAAGAGCGAGAAGGAGCUGGCCGAUGCUGAGUAUGCCGAGGCUACAGUCAGCACCAAGGUACAGACUGUGUUGCCAACGGUCGAUGAUGAUGCAGUGCAGCGCGCGGUGGAGGAUGUCGCUGCCGCCGUGGCCCAUCAGGAGGCCGAGCCGCAGGUGCAGCACUUUAUGACCCACGAUCUGGGACAUCGCGAAUCGAGCUUCUCCCUACGUCGCGAAUUUGCGCACGCGCAUGCCACCAAGGAGGGACGCAAUGUGUACUUCACUCUCUCCUUUGCUGGCAUCGCCCUAAUGGCAGCCGUUUUCGUGGGCGUGGCCGUGGCCAAAUGGCGAACAUCACGCUCGCCACACGCGCAAGGCUUCAUUGAGGUGGAUCAGAAUGUGACCACCCACCAUCCCAUCGUGCAGGAGGAGAAAGUCGUGCCCAAUAUGCAAAUCAAUGGGUACGAGAAUCCAACUUACAAAUAUUUCGAAGUGAAAGAGUAAAGCGUCAAGCGUAAAAUAAAAUUAAUAAAUAAUAAUAAAAGAGAAAACCAAAAGCAAGUAAACAUAAUAAAGCGAAAUUCUACACAAAAUGCUUGCAACAAAAAAUGCCGCAAGCAACAGCAGCCAAGGCACAUCAAUAACAAAUAAUAAAAUGAAAUGAAAA
Drosophila busckii is the source of this 3181-nucleotide messenger RNA. It is a transcript of the gene Appl, whose product is annotated as amyloid-beta-like protein. Lineage: Eukaryota; Metazoa; Arthropoda; Insecta; Diptera; Drosophilidae. Gene Ontology annotation, biological process: central nervous system development; axonogenesis. Gene Ontology annotation, cellular component: neuronal cell body; membrane; neuron projection. The transcript has 12 exons. Bases 262 to 3018 code for a protein of 918 amino acids. Gene Ontology annotation, molecular function: transition metal ion binding; heparin binding. The record is from RefSeq and is a predicted model, not a curated record.